Harmonia axyridis is the source of this 1634-nucleotide messenger RNA. RefSeq names its product glycerate kinase. Gene Ontology annotation, cellular component: cytoplasm. Bases 102 to 1610 code for a protein of 502 amino acids. Gene Ontology annotation, molecular function: glycerate kinase activity. The record is from RefSeq and is a predicted model, not a curated record. NCBI's taxonomy places the organism in Eukaryota, Metazoa, Arthropoda, Insecta, Coleoptera, Coccinellidae. The transcript has a single exon. Gene Ontology annotation, biological process: protein phosphorylation.
UCAACUCAAAGUAAAGGUCAACUAGAUAAAAUAUCAGUGUACCAGUUUUGUCGAAUUAUUUUGUGCAAUUCCGAUAACUGAAAAAAAAUUAAUUAGUUUGAAUGUCACUAAUACUCAAACGUGGAAGCGAAAAAAUGUCAAAAGCUGACGAUUUUCUUAUGGAAUUAUUCAGAUCAGCUGUGAGUGCCGUACAACCUCAAAAACUAAUUGAACAAACUGUCAGAGUGAACAAUCGCCAUCUAGUGGUGCGCAACAAAACCUAUGAGCUAAGGAAACCUGUUCGCGUAGUAGGAUUCGGUAAGGCUGUUCAUGGAAUGGCGAUCACUCUUGAUGGAGUUCUGGGUCCUCUCCUACAGAGGGGGAUAGUGAGCAUUCCUGAAGGAUCGUUGAGGAGUCUUCAAAUUGAUACUGCAAAUAGCAGAAUUGAGUUUUUGGAAGGUGCUCUUAACAACCUGCCCGAUGAGAAUUCUUUGAAAGCAGCUUUAAAAAUAAAGGAUUUCGUACAAAAUCUCGACGAAAACGAUACUGUGAUGGUUUUAAUUUCCGGUGGUGGUAGUGCAUUAUUACCUUUACCUAAAGGUAAAAUCACACUGUCUGAAAAGCUGGAUCUGGUGAGAAAGUUGGGCCAGAAAGGAGCGGAUAUAUUCGAAAUGAACUGCGUAAGAAAAGAAAUAUCUCAGUUGAAAGGAGGUGGUUUAGCUGUUCAAUGUUUCCCUGCUAGAGUGAUAACCUUGAUAUUAUCGGAUGUUCUCGGAGAUCCCCUUGAUAUCAUAGCCAGCGGACCGACCUGUCCUAACACCGAUGGACCGGAAAAAGCGAUGGAUAUAUUGAAGAAAUAUUCUCUUUAUGAAGAACUGCCAGCUUCUAUCAAAGAAACACUCAAUAGUAACUUGGAUCCUGAUGAAGAUAAUGAAUUUAGGAAGAAAAUAUUCGUUAAAGUCGAUAAUUUCAUCAUUGGUAAUAAUAGAAUUGCAACUCAGGCAAUUGUAAACAGGACAAAAGGACUGAAGCUGCAAUGUUUCACCCUCUCCACUAAUGUGAGUGGAGAUGUCGAAGAAAUAAGUGAUUUUUACGUAAAAAUAGCAACGAUAUUCCAAGCUUUUCGAACGAAUAAAAAAACCAACGAUGAAGUCAUUGACUAUUUGAUAUCCAUACAAUCAAAUUUAGUCCUUUAUGAAAACGCUUGGGAGGAACAAAUCAAGAAUUUGGAUUCAAAUCGUGAUAUAAUUGUGGUACUCGCUGGUGAACCUACUGUUUUUGUGACUGGUAAAGGAAUUGGAGGAAGAAAUCAACAGUUGGCUCUCUCUUUCGCAUUGAAACUAUCGCAAAUGGAAAACGCCGAGUUUUACAAGGAAAUUCAAUUCAUGAGUUGCGGUACAGAUGGUAUAGAUGGCCCAACAAACGCUGCCGGUGCUAUAGGAUUCUGUAAUAUGGUAGCAGAAGCUAAAGAGGAAAAUUUGAACGCAGAAGAAUAUUUGAAAGACAAUGAUUGUUAUAAUUUCUUCAAGCACUUUAGUGGAGGGAAAUAUUUGAUAAAAACUGGGCAUACUGGCACUAAUGUUAUGGAUGUUCAUUUGAUGUCAUUCCGUAAACGCUAUGCGACAAAAUAAUGAAAUAAAUAGUUUCGAUAAACA